Molecule: messenger RNA, 761 nt
Organism: Diospyros lotus (date-plum)
Lineage: Eukaryota; Viridiplantae; Streptophyta; Magnoliopsida; Ericales; Ebenaceae
Product: 60S ribosomal protein L31-like
Exons: 3
Coding region: 172-534 (120 amino acids)
Biological process (GO): cytoplasmic translation
Cellular component (GO): cytosolic large ribosomal subunit; ribosome
Molecular function (GO): structural constituent of ribosome
Source: RefSeq, a predicted model, not a curated record
UGUGAGAUGGAGGGGAUUAGUGUAAUUUCGCGAAUAUGAUAAUCUCUUACGGACACUUCGAAUUAGGGUUAGGGUUUUUAUACUCCACUGCAAUCGUCGGCUCCGGCUGUUCUGGUUGCAAACCCUAAACCAAGAGGCGGAGUGCUUUGAAAGAAAUCGAAGAGAGGGAAAAUGGUGGAGAAGACGAAAGGAAGAAAGGAGGAGGUGGUGUCGAGGGAGUACACCAUCAACCUCCACAAGCGCUUGCAUGGAUGUACAUUCAAAAAGAAGGCUCCUAAAGCCAUAAAGGAGAUCAGGAGAUUUGCUCAGAAAGCCAUGGGAACCAAUGAUGUCAGGGUGGAUGUGAAGCUUAACAAAUACAUCUGGAGCAGGGGGAUACGUAGUGUUCCAAGGCGGGUCAGAGUUCGCAUUGCGCGCAAGAGGAAUGAUGAUGAGGAUGCCAAGGAAGAGCUCUACUCUCUUGUCACUGUUGCUGAAAUUCCACCAGAAGGGUUGAAGGGCUUGGGUACCAAGGUCAUCGAGGAAGAUGAUUGAAUUACCACUGUAUUAUGUUUUAUUUGCAGCCAGCCUGACUGUUACAUGGGAGUAUCAACUCUUAUGUUACUGGUUUUUGGUUUUUGGGAGGUGGUUCAUUAUUUUUUAGAGCAGACAUUGAUGAUUUUGUUUUGGUUGUAGCAAUACAAUUUUUAUGCCGUGACUUAAAAUUUGCUGAAAUUUCUUAUGUGAGCUUUUUGAGCAGGCUUUCUUCCUGCCCUCAUUAA